Molecule: messenger RNA, 679 nt
Organism: Notodromas monacha
Lineage: Eukaryota; Metazoa; Arthropoda; Ostracoda; Podocopida; Cyprididae
Source: the annotation of a GenBank genome assembly
AUGAAUGUGCUAGUCAUGCUGAUGCAGCUGCAGGGGCUGCUGGUUGGGGAGGUGGUUGAGCUGCAGGUGGAGCUGUGGGUGGAGCUGCGGGUGCUGCUUGGGCCAGUAGGCAUGAAUACGUGGAUGGACGUGACCGGCGAUCUGGAGUUUGAGAGCGGCUGCAAGAGGAUUGACGGUGGCGUCUCCGAGAAGGUGUUCUGGAUCGUCGUCUUGUGGGAGAUGAACGUUGUUUGUUUCUGCGGUCGGGAGAUUUGGAAGGUCUGGAGUGUCGGGAUCAAUCGGAUUUUUUGUGACGUGCGUCGGAGUCUUUUUCUGAGGGUAAUCGGUCCAUGUGUUGGUGUCUUCAGGAUCUUCUUGUUGGUGGCAGCGCAUUUCGAGGCGGGCAUUAGUCCAGUGUCCAGCUUGGUGACCAUAGCUUGGGCAAUGGCAAGAAGUCGUUUUGUCGUUCUGCAGAGGCUGAGAUAUGGUUGUCGUUCGGCAGAAGUUGAUGACGUUUCUUUGCUGCGGAUUGAGGGUGAGCCUGGAGGUGUUGAAGGUGGUAAUCUGAGUGGUGGACGACCGAGGCGGCGUGUAUUUCCCCAACGUGAUGUGGACGUUGAAGGUGUAGCAGUGAUUGGAGCGUAAAGGGCGACACCUUAUGGUCCCUGACAGAACUUGAUCAUUGGGAAUACAGAAUAAA